AUCCCGACGUCAUCCCUUCUCAAUCCAAAAAGGUUCCGAAAGCUACGUGGCUGCCUUCAGCUCCCCCUUUCUUGGACAUAUUGAUCGAGUGUUCAAGCCAGAGCACCAUGGACCAGGUUAUGCAGUUUGUCGAGCCCAGUCGGCAGUUUGUAAAAGACUCGAUAAGACUCGUCAAAAGAUGUACAAAACCUGACAGAAAAGAGUUCCAAAAGAUUGCUAUGGCUACAGCUAUUGGAUUUGCCAUCAUGGGCUUCAUUGGCUUCUUUGUGAAACUCAUCCACAUCCCCAUCAACAACAUUAUUGUGGGUGGCUGAACGUGCAGAGGGGUGACAGGACUACGCUACCCAGACACCCGGUGCGGUGGGACAGUCGUGGGGGUGGAAUGGAUGAAUGUGUGAGGGAUGAUGUUUUGCAUUCUGCGCACAAAGUUUGUACUGUGACUGUUGUUAAUAAAUUGAUUGAAAAUA
Molecule: messenger RNA, 467 nt
Organism: Hypomesus transpacificus
Lineage: Eukaryota; Metazoa; Chordata; Actinopteri; Osmeriformes; Osmeridae
Product: protein transport protein Sec61 subunit gamma
Exons: 4
Coding region: 108-314 (68 amino acids)
Biological process (GO): protein targeting; post-translational protein targeting to membrane, translocation
Cellular component (GO): Ssh1 translocon complex; membrane
Molecular function (GO): transmembrane protein transporter activity
Source: RefSeq, a predicted model, not a curated record